CAACCGAGGAGAGAGAGAGUGUGUGGGAAACAGUGAUUUAACCUCUAACUAUUUAAUUGUAUUGAACCUACAGCAGUAUACCAUACCACCUUACCGAAUAGUCCAGCGAAAACGAGAGACUAAAAUACUCCUACGCCCACUUCCCCUUCCGACGACCCAGCAAAGAAAAAUGGCGCAAACUCAAACCUCACAAUUCCUAUCUGGCAACACCGCCGCCAUCAAUGAGUUUCUGGACAAAUUCGAUACCUUCCUGCUUGACUGUGAUGGGGUCCUCUGGUCAGGUGACAAUGUCUUUGAAGGCGUACCUGAAACCAUUGCCAUGCUGAGAGCAAAGAACAAGAGGACCGUCUUUGUCACCAACAACUCGACCAAGUCCCGCCCCGAGUACCAAAAGAAGCUCGCGUCAAAGGGCAUCGAGUGCGACGUGGACGACAUUUUCGGCUCGGCCUACUCGGCCGCCAUCUACAUCUCGCGGAUACUCAAGCCCGAGGCGCCCCGCAACAAGGUCUUUGUGGUGGGCGAGCGCGGCAUCGAGGACGAGCUGCGCAGCGAAGGGGUGCCCUUUAUCGGCGGCACCGACCCGGCCUACCGCCACGACAUGACCGACGCCGACUGGAAGGGGCUGGCCGACGGGUCGGUGCUGGACCCGGACGUCGGCGUCGUGCUGGCCGGGCUGGACUUCCACAUCAACUAUCUCAAGAUCGCGCACGCGUACCAGUACCUCCGGCGCGGCGCCGCCUUCAUCGCCUCCAACACCGACUCCACGCUGCCCAUGAGCGGCAACUUUUUCCCGGGGGCGGGGUCGACCAUGAUCCCCAUCGCAAACAUGAUCGGGCGCCAGCCGUUGGCGCUCGGCAAGCCCAGCCAGGCCAUGAUGGACGCCGUCGAGGGCAAGUUCAAGCUGGACCGGUCGCGCACCUGCAUGAUCGGCGACCGCCUCGACACCGACAUCAAGUUUGGCAUCGAGGGCAAGCUGGGCGGCACCCUGGCCGUGCAGACCGGCGUCAACAAGAAGGAGGAUUGGGAGAAGGAGGACGCCGUCGCCCGCCCGGCCUUUUACGUCGACAAGCUGAGCGACCUGCUCGCCGCUGGUCAAUAAAUGGAGGGGCGCAAACUUGUUUUUUUUUUUUCGGGGGAGAACGGGGCUUACUUGAUAGAGAUAGAAGUGAAUAGAUAAAGUGCAGUAUUGGAUACUAGCUCAAGGAAGGGACUGGGCCCGCUAGCAACCAGCCAUUGGAUCUAGAUAAAUAUACAUUGUCUCUUGGUUUGACACUGCAGACUAUCAGACCUCCCUUUUUAUUUUUACCCAAAGGAGCCGCCCAGCAAAGGAACACGUCAGAUCCCAAGAUCCAUUCCCAGUACCCUCAAAUCAAUCCAGCAAAAUGGCACGUUCAUA
This is a messenger RNA of Pyricularia oryzae 70-15, 1396 nucleotides long. Its product is annotated as 4-nitrophenylphosphatase. The record is from RefSeq and is a predicted model, not a curated record. Gene Ontology annotation, molecular function: alkaline phosphatase activity; phosphoglycolate phosphatase activity. Bases 170 to 1099 code for a protein of 309 amino acids. The transcript is spliced from 4 exons. Lineage: Eukaryota; Fungi; Ascomycota; Sordariomycetes; Magnaporthales; Pyriculariaceae.